AUGAAGGACCGACUUCAAGAACUAAAGCAAAGAACAAAGGAAAUUGAGCUCUCUAGAGAAAAGGAUGUGUCGACUAUAGAAGCAGAGGAACAAGGGGUGUUUCUGCAGCAAGCUGUUAUUUAUGAAAGACAGCCUGUAGCUGAGAGACACCUACAUGAGAUACAAAAACUACAGGAGAGUAUUAACAACUUGACAGAUGAUGUUCAAAAAUUUGGGCAGCAACAGAAAAGUCUGGUGGCUUCUAUGAGAAGGUUUAGUCUACUUAAGAGAGAGUCUAGCAUUACAAAAGAGAUAAAAGUCCAAGCAGAACACAUUAAUAGACGUUUGGAUGAUUUAGUAAAAGAAGUUAAAAAGUCAGAGGAUGAAAACGGUCCAUCAUCAGUGGUCACAAGGAUACUUAAAUCUCAGCAUGCUGCGAUGUUCCGCCAUUUUCAGCAAACUAUGUUUAUAUACAAUGACACAAUAGCAGCAAAGCAAGAGAAGUGCAGGACAUUUAUUUUCCGUCAGCUUGAAGUUGCUGGAAAAGAAGUGCCGGAAGAAGAGGUAAAUGAUAUGCUUCAUCAAGGAAAAUGGGAAGUUUUUAAUGAAAGCUUACUUCGAGAAAUCAGUAUCACUAAAGCACAACUCUCAGAGAUGGAAGAGAGACACAAAGAACUUGUUAAUUUGGAGAACAAAAUAAAGGAUUUAAGGGACGUUUUCAUUCAGAUAUCUCUUUUAGUAGAGGAACAGGGAGAAAGCAUCAACAAUAUUGAAAUGUUAGUGAAUGGCACAAAAGAGUAUGUUAACACUACUAAAGAAAAAUUUGGACUAGCUGUAAAAUACAAAAAAAGAAAUCCUUGCAGGGUAUUGUGUUGCUGGUGUUGUUCAUGCUGUGGCUCAAAAUAA
Messenger RNA from Mesoplodon densirostris (Blainville's beaked whale), 885 nucleotides. It is a transcript of the gene STX19, whose product is annotated as syntaxin 19. The record is from RefSeq and is a predicted model, not a curated record. Gene Ontology annotation, cellular component: plasma membrane; synaptic vesicle; endomembrane system. Gene Ontology annotation, molecular function: SNARE binding; SNAP receptor activity. Bases 1 to 885 code for a protein of 294 amino acids. Gene Ontology annotation, biological process: intracellular protein transport; exocytosis; synaptic vesicle fusion to presynaptic active zone membrane. Lineage: Eukaryota; Metazoa; Chordata; Mammalia; Artiodactyla; Ziphiidae. The transcript has a single exon.